CGCUCGCCACAGACUGAGCAACAGGCGCUACUCGUGGUCCCGUCGACGGCAGUGCGCCGAUUCGUCAACACCACCGUGACCAGCACAGCCGCCAUGGGAACGGAACUGCGCCGCCGUCGCAGUGCCGCUGAUGCUGCCUUUGUCGUCGGGGAGACGCUUCUGCUGGAGCUGUUUCUGGUGGUCAUCGCGCUCUUGUCGAAUGCCUGGGCGCAGCACGCGGUGAGCAGCAGCGACGAAGCGCACUCUCUGACUUCUAGAGGUGCAGACACGCUCGUCCGCUGGAAUAUAUCGCCCGCCGCGCUGCAGCACAUGCGCUCUGAGAGCUUCAAGCGCCAGUUCAGCCCCUGGGGUGGCAAGCGGAACACCGCCGCGUUCGAAUCCCUGCUGGAUUCGCCCGGCGAUCAGCAGAGCCACCGGCACCAACUGGCGGCGGACGCGUCGUACAAGGUUCGCCGCCUUCACCACACCGGCAGCCCGAGGAACGCCGAUUCGUUUAGUCCUUGGGGCGGCAAAAGAGCGGACGACAAGAAGGACAAGGACCAGACGUUCAACCCCUGGGGAGGCAAGAGGGCGGCGGGCGACGGCUUCGGCUCCUGGGGAGGCAAGAGAGGAACGUUCAGCGCCUGGGGCGGCAAGAGGGCGGCGGGCGACCGCUUCGGCUCCUGGGGAGGCAAGAGGGGAACGUUCAGCGCCUGGGGCGGCAAGCGGCAGCAGGAGAGCAAGAACGCCUUUAGCCCGUGGGGAGGCAAAAGGACUGUCAGAAGCCCCCUGGCCAGGAGCGAGGAUGCUGCGAGGGUCAGGCAAGACGAUGGCGAGGAGGACGAGGAGCGGAGCUUCGCCCCUUGGGGCGGAAAGAGGGGAGCCGCGGAAGACCAAGCAUUUUCCCCAUGGGGAGGGAAAAGGGAUAGCGAGGAGGACACGUCUUUCACGCCCUGGGGAGGCAAGCGUGAGGACCGUUUUAACCCGUGGGGAGGAAAGCGGGAAGGACCCUUCAACCCCUGGGGAGGCAAGAGGGAGGGCUCAAACAAGGAGGGAUUUUUCAACCCUUGGGGAGGCAAACGCGGUGCUGACGACUCUUUCAACUCUUGGGGUGGCAAGAGGCAGGACUCCUUCAACCCUUGGGGAGGAAAGAGGGAAAGUGGCGUGUUCAGGCCUUGGGGUGGAAAGAAAGAGGACAAGGUCUUCGGGCCUUGGGGAGGAAAAAGGGACGACGACGUGUUCGGGCCCUGGGGAGGCAAAAGGGAGGAAGUGUCGUCAUCGUCGAGCCAUUCUGCGGGCAGGGGCUUCCCCUUCGGCGGCACGACCGGCCAUGGCGUGGAUGCAGGGUCGUUGCGCAAGAAGCGAGAUUCUUCCAUGAGCGAACACAAGGUGACGACGUCGUACAGUGGAAAAAGCGGAGGGACGUAACCACUGCAGUCAGUCACCACCACGAUACGUGUUCGAAAACACCGCCUCACAAGCCUUAAAAAAAGAAAACAAAACUACAUCGCGGCCGCUGUGAGUGCACGCGAACUAUAAUACCUGCCAACCAGAGACGAGGAAGAAGGGAUUGUCUCUUUUUUUCUUCCUGUCGAAGAGUAUUUUUGAGAAAUAAAAAAAAAAGGGUUUCCGGUACCUCAGCAUGGACAACUGAGGUAACGCACUGCCUGUUUGGGCGUACAGUAAAUAAAGAAUAAUAAAAUGAAA
Messenger RNA from Dermacentor andersoni, 1686 nucleotides. RefSeq lists its product as uncharacterized. The record is from RefSeq and is a predicted model, not a curated record. Lineage: Eukaryota; Metazoa; Arthropoda; Arachnida; Ixodida; Ixodidae.